GAGUUUACGGGGAGGUAGUCCAGUCAGUCCAAGCUAGUCAGUCGACCGAGUGACGCAGGUGGUGACGGUCGAUCGUUGUCGACUUCCAUCUCUCUAUCAACUUUAUUUUCGAGCCAAAAAACGUUUGCAGAGAUAGUUGAAGCAAGAGGGGAUUAGUGAUCAUGCGUGCGUAGAAAAGCAUUCUCACGUCGAGUACGAUGCCACGAAAAUUCUCUCCUCGAACGAUCCUAUGACGAUGAGCAGGAUUAUGAUUUCAUCAUAAACAUUUGCUUCUCAAUCAACACGCCUCUUUCGUUCGCAAGAAAAAAGGGGAUCGAUCAGUCUCGUUGAUUAUUUUCAACCCAUUAGUGUCUCCGGCGAAGGACACGCUAUUUUUAUCGGAAAGAAUUUUUUAAUGUGAUUAAGCGGGAAGAAAAUGAAAAACGAGAAAAGCUCCUCUGGGAGGCCGCUACUUUCAUCUAAUAUAGCGAAAACAAACGAAGCAUCCCUUCCAGAGAUUAUCGACGAUAGAUCCUAAACGUGCUCGGCACGAAGAAUUCAGAGAGCUAAUCUUGAAAAGCGAUAACUUUAUUGGGCAAAAAAAAAAUCAAAAAAAGAACCAUUCGACAAUGAGUUUAGUAAUAAAAAGAAUUGCUCGAUUUACAAAUCCGAGGAGAAACGUUAAUUAAAAUUCGUCUCAAGUCCGCGCGCAAAAGUGUUAAGUGUUCGCGAUAAAUCGAUAAGUAUCCGCGGAUAAACGUUCGACAAAGUAAUUAAAUCAUUAGAAUCAAAGAUUAAGUGAAGAAGCGAGAAAAAAUGAAGAUUGGGCAAUCACAGCCAACCAAUCCUAUUCACGGGCGCUUAAUGAGCGCCGCGUGAACGUACAGAAGAAAAAACAGUUUUAUUGAAAUGAAAGAAGCUCGGAGAUAAUAUGACCAUGGAAGCUUGCGACGUAUGGAGCGACGUCACGCCGCGAAAAUAUCGACCACCGCGAAUUGGUGAUAUUCCAAAGCGCAGUGCGAUUGAUCGCCCUUCUCCCUCAGAUUCGCUCCCUUACAUCUCGAGGCAGACAAAGAUUUUGCCUGCUGACUCCGAAUUAUCGACGGAUGUACCCAGUUCAUCAAAAGUGCCAUCAAGCCCGGAAUAUAUCCAGGAAGUACGCAAAGACAGCGCAUUGUACCUUGAGGAAGUGGAAGAGACCGAUUUGAAAUCAACUUUGAAACCGACUUGCACGGAUGUCCGAAGACAGAGCAGCGGCUACGUGAGCCCUCGAGGUAGUUUCGACGAUAAUAGAAGAAGCUCGACAACGAGCGGCGACACGCAGCCGCAGGAUCUAUUUCUAAAGGAGAGACGUGUAUCGAGAACGAAAGCCUUGACUAAGAACCUUGCUUAUAGGGUAGAAGAAAGUAUUGAAGAGCAAGAGCUGGCCGCAGAUACAUCGGAAAGGAGAAUGCCGACAACAGAGAUACACAGACAGGUGUCGAGCUCCGGCCUCGAUAUGCCUAGCAUCGAGGAGGUGAAGGAGGUCCUCAAGGAAAAGACUUCGCCCCGGCAGGAUAGUCCCGACAGCAACGAGUUGGCAGAGGAUAUCGUUAAAUUACAAUUGACGUCGCACAAGGAUCUUUCGCAUGAAAGCGACGGAAGUAUGCGAGAGAUGGAUGAGACAACCAGAGUCCAACAAGUGAUCGACACAACUAUUGGAUUGAGUGACUCAAAGAAUGCUCCGAAUACAAAUGUGGCAACUGCUAUUGCCGCGGAUAGUAGUCGAAUAGUAGAUACAAGAAAAUUGUCUUUGCCCGGUGAGGCACGAUCGAGCCAACGAUUGCGCGGGGAAACUGUCAAUGUCACCGACAAAGCCAUUCUCCCUCGCUUCCCUUACAGCAGUCCUCAAGGAUCUCCCAGGAUUCGCAACAGAGUACUCAACAGAGAGCACUCCGUUGGAGCCAAUACGUGCUUCAUCGAUAACCAGCAGGACAGCCAACAAUUGAAUCAAUAUAAAGUGUUAAAUGAAAUUGGAAAGGGCUCUUUCGGUGUCGUGAAAAAGGUUUAUAAUGAGGAAGACGGAGUGCAUUACGCCAUGAAAAUAGUUAGCAAGAGGAAAUUGAUGAAGAAAACAGGGAUAUUUGGUAAAAUACCACCGCGCAGGGCGGGCGCCGACCCUUUGGCGAAAGUUUAUAAGGAGAUCGCCAUCCUAAAAAAACUCGACCAUCCUAAUGUCGUGAAACUGGUCGAAGUACUCGACCAUCCUGAUAAGGAUAAUCUCUACUUAGUUUUCGAAUUGGUUCAUAGGGGCGAAAUUCUCGUUAUACCCACGGAAAAUCCUUUGACAGAAGAUACAGCCAGGCGUUAUUUUCGUGACGUCGUCAUGGGUGUCGAAUAUUUACAUUACCAGAAGAUAGUGCACCGUGACAUAAAGCCAAGCAAUUUACUAGUGGACAGAGACGACAAAAUUAAAAUUGCUGAUUUAGGAGUUAGCACGGAAUUAAGAGAACCUGGAGAAUUAUUAUCAGGGAAAGCUGGUACACCGGCCUUCGCGGCACCAGAAGUAUCUAUUGCUAGCGCACAAUACUCAGGACCACCCUGCGAUGUAUGGUCAAUGGGAGUUACGUUGUACGCACUCGUGGCAGGACAUCUGCCCUGGAAUGAUUCCGAUGGCAGACCUAUUCAUGAAAUUGUUCGUAAUGAACCGCUCGUAUUUCCUUCACAUCGCAUGUCUCCGGAUAUGCGCGAUCUGAUUGGGCGGAUGCUUGAUAAAGUGCCGGAAAGUCGAAUCACGAUCUCGAAGAUGAAGCAGCACUCGUGGCUGACUAAUAACGCAACCGAUCCACUGCCGAGCGAGACCGAUAACUGUCGUGUAGCAGUCACCGUAACCGAAGAAGAAGUCAUAAGACUUGGCACCUUGCUUAUGGUCAAGAAUAUGCUGAAACAGCAUAGUUUUCAGAAUCCAUUCUUGCCUAAACGACUUGGACGAACGGCAAAUAACGGUACGCAAUCACCGGCGAGUGGACAAGAAAGUGGCGUAUCUUCUUCACCGCAACAUGAUGCAAGAGACGCGAAGACAGAACGUUUUCACGAGACCGGGAGAAGCAAUUCCGCACCGGAUUCCUAUGAUUGGCACACAAGUGGCAGACAAAUAUCAGUGGAAAAUCCCUUGUCGCCAGUCACAGAAACCGAGAGAAGGUAGUGGUAUUAUCAAUAUGAAGUAACACAAAAUAAGGAAAUACAUCCCAAUCUUUAAAUGACAGAUCAACAUUAAAUGGAAAGCUUCGAUCGCGAUCCAGCGAUUGCGACAUCAAAAGACAAAUUCAUCAAACGAACCAACGAAAAAUUAAUCUUCCAAAUAAAUGUUAUCGAUUUUAUUCACAUUGCUUUUAUCGUUAAAAUUGCGGAACGUUAGCUUCAGUUUUACAAAUAGGAGCUUUUCGUGAGUUAUUUAUGUUGCGGUAUGCGAAAAUUCUCCAAACCGGCGAGGCUGAUAAAAACGCGGGUCAAAGGCUUAUUGGAAAUUUUUCGAUAGAUCUCACAAUUUUUAAUAUAAAUAAAAAUAUAAUAUGGCGAUUGAGAAUAUUUUAUAUUCUAUAUUAUGAUAGAGUCAGUUGUCUGAUUGUUGUUGGUUGAUGGUGCAUAAGAUGAUGUUAUUUACAAUUAAUGAU
Camponotus floridanus (Florida carpenter ant) is the source of this 3632-nucleotide messenger RNA. RefSeq names its product calcium/calmodulin-dependent protein kinase kinase 2. The transcript has 10 exons. NCBI's taxonomy places the organism in Eukaryota, Metazoa, Arthropoda, Insecta, Hymenoptera, Formicidae. The record is from RefSeq and is a predicted model, not a curated record. Gene Ontology annotation, biological process: protein phosphorylation; intracellular signal transduction; positive regulation of protein kinase activity. Bases 911 to 3163 code for a protein of 750 amino acids. Gene Ontology annotation, cellular component: cytoplasm. Gene Ontology annotation, molecular function: calcium/calmodulin-dependent protein kinase activity; calmodulin binding; ATP binding.